AGGGUUCUUACAUUUGGAUUUUGUGUCGAGUUUUCUCGCAAACAUUUGCUUGACCGAAUGAACUGAUGUCUUGACAUCACAAUACGGGGCCCGUUCUCCCCGGCGUGAUGGAUGAGGAUGAUAAUUACAUAGAUCCCACUGCCAUUUGGUCAAGAUAUGGAGUGGAAUCCGACCGGAGUCAUCGUGUUCAAUUGCGGCCAUACUUCGAGGACCAAUCGACAUUUAUCGAAGAUCCCGAUGUUGAAGAUGAUUUUGAAGAACCCUUUCCUUCCAGCGAUGAAGAUGAAACGGAAGAGCUGCCGAUCCACACGGAAAGCGUCGUGGAACUCACGAGGUUGUGCUACUCGCUCAAUGAUCAGCUUAAGCAGUUGUGCUUUACACUUCAAGAAAUAUUGCCUUCUUAUUCAUCUCAUCUCACCAAACUGGCUGCGGAAAGAGCCAUGAUCUCUGCCGAGAAUGGAUCAAAAAGAAUCGAUGUUUGGUCUACGAGUAAUGAUGAGCCGCACGAUGUGGACGCUUGCGAUGAAUAUUUCCAAAUGCCUACGAUGUACUUCAGCUUCCCGGAUGAGUCGUGUGGUUAUCCAAAUUUUCCUCAUCAAGGGAAUACGUUUGCCUCUACAUUGAUGGACCAGAUGCGAGGAUGGCAAGUUACUCAACAACGAACUCUGAUUGAAUGCAUCCGAAGCGAAGCCCUGGACGAGGAAUGCAACCGUGCCGAACUGAACGCUCAAUUUCCACGGCUCCUGGAAAUAUCUGAUCAAGCUUUCGACAAAGAGCUGUCAAAGAUCAGGGAACGAGUAGCUAGAGCCGUAGAACUUCCUUUGGUGGAUCUUGUCGGACCCCGUACUCGGCAAUUCGAUUGGAUGAAGAUAGUGAAUUCGGAGCAGUUUCAGGUGAUUCAUGAACGUCUGAUCCAAUCGUAUCGUCCAGAAGCUGCGGAGCUCAUGUGGAGAAAUGCGCUCCAUCCGAGUAUUAAUCGAAGUCGCUGGACCUUCAAGGAAGACUUGCUUUUGAGGAAACUUGUCACUGAAAUGGGGCUGUAUUCGUGGGACGAAGUUGCAAAGGUGGAAUACAUGAUUCUGAAUGAGCUUCACGAUGUGCCUCGUCCUCAGAAAAUGGAAACCCGUUCGGCCUACAGUUGCGCCUGUCGUUUCCACACGUGUCACAACGCGAGCAUUCGUGAGAACGUCUUCACACCGUCGGAAGACCAACAACUCGUCUCUGCAGUUCGUCAAUGGCAAUCCCCACGAAACGGGCUCAUCAAUUGGGAACGAGUCAAAGACUCUUUCGACACCGCUUACACCAGUGUUGACAUCAAGAGCCGGUUUUUUGAGCUAAAUUCCCCGCAAUUCGAUUCCUCGCCGUGUGACGAGAAAACUUUGGCGUCUUUGAUGGCAUUCUUCACACUAUUCCCGUUGAGUUACGAAAAUUGGGCUGAGGUGACGCGACUGCGACAUCCCAAGAAGAUGAGGACAGAGUUUUCUAUGUUUCUUGGCGAGUACAGGAAAAGGCGGGUCGGGUCUCAGAAGAAGCCCUGGAGGAAGUCAUAUGACGUGGAGUUGCUGAACCAUGUUAUUAAAAGCGGCGAGGCUUUGAAGGGGUGUUUGUUGAGGGCAAAUUGCCCGAGGCAAGUGAUGGCUGAGCGGCUGGAGUUGUUGAAGAAGGUGAUCAUUGACGAAGGUGGCACGCUGGAUGACGAACGUCUGCAGGGGUCUUAUUACAAUACUCGAGAAGUGGCUGAUAGGGACGGCAGACUCUCCAAGGCAUUCUCCAUGAUGACAGAGUGCUUGAGGCAGGCCUGGGGGGACUGGGGCCAGGCGGAGAAACAGUCCGAGCUGCAAACUGAUCCCUACGAACCAUCUGUCAAGUACAAGAUUUACAAACACUGCUUGGAGCUACUGGGUGUUCCGAAUAAACCGAGACUGGGAAGCACGUGUGUGGUUUUCAAUCGGUCGAAUCAUUGUCCACUCGAAGACCGAAGUAUAUCUCAGUUGCCGAAAACAUUCAUCAAUGACCGCAUCUUGGAAGGCGUGGGAUCUCAAUUGUGGACGCGAGCCGUGAGCAUUCUGGCCCUGUACAACGACCUGAGCACCCGACGGAGAAAGUUCGAGUUUGACCGCGUGACCGCGCGACACCGUACGUGUUUUAUGAAGCGAUCCCACGCCGAAGAUUUCUCGCAGUUGGUGUCGAUUGCGACGUGUUUGUUGCGUGUCGACGGUGUCGCGUGUCCGUCGGCUCUGGGUGACCUCGUUCGUCGAGUGACGGCCGAAAACUUUUGGGAGUACGCUGGGACGGAUGUGACGCCUUGGAACGUCCACACCGAUCGGGGUAUCGCAUUUGCGCCUGUGAAAGUGAAGACGAAUGUUGUCCUGCUUUCGAGACUGAAGAAGGAGAUGUUGGGGAAGAUGAGCGAUUUCGUGUUCAGCAAAUUGUUCGGCGCCAGAAUCCUCGACACUGACAUUUUCGACAAAAUCGAGUAUCCAUUCUUCCCACCCUGUAUGGCGACUAUGACUGGCUACGAGAUCAUGAUGAUGUCGUUCCAGCUGAAGAAGUUAUCCCGGCAAAUGACUUCUUUAGUGUCGUUCAAGCGGAAGUACGCGGAUUUGUUGCCAUUUGCGGAAAAGAUGGGGGCGUGUCGACCUCGAAAUGCGAAAUGCCUCGAAAUGCGACCUCGAAAUCGAAAUGCCCGUCAGGAGAAGGAAAACGUUGCUUCCGAAGAGGACACGACCGAAACUCUUUCUCCUGUGCCACGGAUCAUCCGAUCUGACGAUCCUGUGUUUGUCCGGAAGCCAGUGGCGACGUAUUCUCGGAAACGCAAGGCACCGGAGGCAGAUUCGGAAGCCGUCGUAGCGAAACUCGCGUCCAUUUCCGACGAGAGACCAUCAGCUGACCGGAAUGUGUCCGGUCUUGGUGACGCGUCGUUUCGAGUUCCGGACGUUGGAACCUUGUCCCCGGACGAUGCGGGACGGUGGCUGGAAGGCGUCGUGACUGCUUUGUUUGCUGCUCCUUGUAAGCCCAGAGGUCUGAGGACAGCCCGCAAGCACGUGGACCACCGCAGAGUGCAAGUGUGGGCAGACAAGGACCACAAGAAGUCCAAUUUGGGAACCAGAUGGAAGGCCAAUCCUUUCCAGGGUGCCUCUCAUGCCAAGGGUAUUGUGCUGGAAAAAGUGUGA
Molecule: messenger RNA, 3173 nt
Organism: Notodromas monacha
Lineage: Eukaryota; Metazoa; Arthropoda; Ostracoda; Podocopida; Cyprididae
Source: the annotation of a GenBank genome assembly